AUGGAGCCGCAUCCGCACUACGGGGACUUGGAGUACGACUACGACGAGGCGCCGCUGGGCAACUGGAGCAGCGCGGCCGUCGGGGCGCUGCAGUGCCGGUGGGAAGAGGCGGAGACGGAUUGGGAGGUGUCCUUCUCCCUGCUGCCCGUCCUCUACAUGCUGGUCUUCGUGCUGGGGCUGUCGGGCAACGGGCUGGUGAUCUUCACGGUGUGGAGCGGCCCGCGGGCCAAGCGCCGCUCGGCGGACACCUACAUCGGCAACCUGGCGCUGGCCGACCUGGCCUUCGUGGUGACGCUGCCCCUGUGGGCGGCCUACACGGCGCUGCGCUUCCACUGGCCCUUCGGCUCGGCCCUCUGCAAGCUGAGCAGCUACCUGGUGCUGCUCAACAUGUUCGCCUCGGCCUUCUGCCUGGGCUGCCUGAGCUUCGAGCGCUACCUGGCCAUCGUCCACGCCCUGCCCCGCUCCGCCGGCCGCCCGGCCUCCUCCCGGCCCCGCACCACCACGCUGCUCUCGCUGGCCGGCGUCUGGCUGCUGGCAGGCCUGCUCGCCCUGCCGGCCCUGCUGCUGCGCGACACGCGGCCCGCCGCCGCCCGCCGGCCGGACAACCUGACGGCCCUCGAGUGCGACAUGGACUUCAGCAGCGUGGCCUCCAGCCCGGCCGAGGAGGACCACUGGCUGGCGGCGCUGAGCCUGGCCACCACCGCGCUGGGCUUCGCGCUGCCGCUCCUGCUGAUGACGCUGUGCUACUGCUGCAUCGGCGCCACCGUCAGCCGCCACUUCCAGCAGCACGUGCGCAAGGAGGAGGGGCGCCAGCGGCGGCGCCUGCUCCGUAUCAUCGUCACCCUGGUGGCCGUCUUCGCCGCCUGCUGGCUGCCCUUCCACCUCCUCAAGAGCCUCUAUGUCCUCCACUGGGUGGGCCUCCUGCCCCUGCCCUGCGCCCUGCAGGAGCUCAUCCCCCGCCUGCACCCCUACGCCACCUGCCUGGCCUACGUCAACAGCUGCCUCAACCCCUUCCUCUACGCCUUCUUCGACAGCCGCUUCCGCGCCCAGUGCCUCCUCCUGCUCGGCCUGCGCAAGGCCCUGCGCGCCCAGGCCGGCUCCGUCUCCUCCACCCUCAGCGGCCAGACCCAGAAGUCCGAGGUGCCUUCCUUGGGCACCAAAGUCUAGCAGGGCCCGCCCUCCCCAGCGCCGCCAACAGGGAGGAGAGACAGAAGCGGGUGGGGUGGGGGGGACCCGCCGCCUUGCAGACUUGGGACUCGGACUGGCUUCCCCGCUGGCAGCGCUGCCUCGGUUUCUUCCUCCCAGCACUUGGACUGGUCUUCCUGGCCGAGCGGCGACCGAUGACGGUUCAGGGCUUUCGCCCUCCCGCCGCGCCGUCGGACUCGGGCUUUCUGGUGCUAUCCGGGUGACUCGGGCUCGGUUUCGCUCCACGACCCGCGGUUUCGGGCAGGUCCCUGCGGCGGGCGAUCCCCCCUCGUUUGUAAUCAAUAAACGGUGUUUGUUUUGACUGUUUCCUCAGGACAGAAAACCUGAA
Heteronotia binoei (common prickly gecko) is the source of this 1534-nucleotide messenger RNA. RefSeq names its product apelin receptor-like. The record is from RefSeq and is a predicted model, not a curated record. Gene Ontology annotation, molecular function: G protein-coupled receptor activity. Gene Ontology annotation, cellular component: membrane. Gene Ontology annotation, biological process: G protein-coupled receptor signaling pathway. The transcript has a single exon. Lineage: Eukaryota; Metazoa; Chordata; Lepidosauria; Squamata; Gekkonidae. Bases 1 to 1167 code for a protein of 388 amino acids.